AUACCUCGUGAGAAUUGGCUGCCCAAUUUUUGAUCUCACUUCCUACCUGUCCCCACCCUUCCACUGUCCCGUGACUUAAGCUUCUAUUAGCACUGCGCAAGUGGUUAAUAGUGAGCAGGUUAAAGCUCAAAGUAGUUUCCACAAAAAAAAAACAACUGGUUUAGAGAGAAAAAAAAAAUGAGGAGUUCGGUGUUGAUUGUGGCCUUGGUGUUUUGCGGCUUGCUUGCAAGUUCUGCUGUUUUAGCAGAAGCCGCUGCAUCACCAGUUGUGCCUAAUCUAGUGGCAAUAAUUGUCAAGCCUAACACAACCUCUCACCCUAUGACCCCGCGUGCGACCAACACGACUGCGCACACCCCGCGUGCGACCAACACGACUGCGCACACCCCGCGUGCGACCAACACGACUGCGCACACCCCGCGUGCGACCAACACGACUGCGCACACCCCGCGUGCGACCAACACGACUGCGCACACCCCGCGUGCGACCAACACGACUGCGCACACCCCGCGUGCGACCAACACGACUGCGCACACCCCGCGUGCGACCAACACGACUGCGCACACCCCGCGUGCGACCAACACGACUGCGCACACCCCGCGUGCGACCAACACGACUGCGCACACCCCGCGUGCGACCAACACGACUGCGCACACCCCGCGUGCGACCAACACGACUGCGCACACCCCGCGUGCGACCAACACGACUGCGCACACCCCGCGUGCGACCAACACGACUGCGCACACCCCGCGUGCGACCAACACGACUGCGCACACCCCGCGUGCGACCAACACGACUGCGCACACCCCGCGUGCGACCAACACGACUGCGCACUCUACUACAACCAUACAUGCAUUGACAACUACACUCCCUACUUUGGUGCCCAAUUUUUCAUUGCCAGAAACUGGACACUACAUUGUUUCUAUCAAAAAUGCUACUUGUAUCAAGGCAACAAUUGGAAUACAGCUUAUUGUCAAACAGAAGGCAAAGGAUCUAUACUUCAAUAUUCCACCAGCAAAGACUGUAACUUCAGGGAAGUGUGGGAAUAUUGCCUCCUGGAUUAUCUUAAAAUUUAAUUCUGGAUUUGUAAACUUCACUUUUGUGAAGGAUGUAAAACAGUAUUACAUCAGUGAGAUAAGUGUUGCUUUGGAUGCCACGAAUAACUUGGGGACUUCCUAUCAUGGCAUUGUAAAGCAUAUGAAGCUGUUCAAGACUACAGUUGGGUAUUCCUACCUGUGCAAAAGCAAACAGGUUGUGGCUUUUUCAACUGAUUCACUACAGAUUCUGACUGUUAACGCUCAACUUCAGGCAUUUGACAUUCCAGGUGGAAAGUUCGGUAAAGUGGAGGAAUGCUUCUUGGAUUCUAGAUUUAUUGUACCCAUCGCCUUUGGAGUAUCUCUUUUUGUGUUGAUCAUGGUUGUAAUCAUUGUGUACUUGGCUUGUCGCCGUCGAAGACUUGAAGGCUAUCAGCGAAUCUGAGGGAAAAAGACCAGGUUGUCGUCAGAAGAUGCCUGCCUCUUUUUGCUUCAUUUUAACUUCUCAUUAUUGUUGAAAGUGUGCGUCUGGGCUGAACUGCUGAUUUUCCCUCUCAUUCAACGCCCACGGAGAUUGACUUUGUUUUACAUAUGCAUAAUGACACACUGGUAGAGGAUUAUAUUCCCAUUUCAAGCUAAGAUGCUCAAUCAUUAUACUUGUGCAUGUAAUUUUUGUGUCUUCCUUUUAUUCCCUCUAUUCCAGAAUUAUUAAUGAGAACUAAAACCAUAUUGUUUAAUGCUUUUUGGAGCACUGUAGCGUUUUUGGUUGGGAUUUAGCACUUCUCAUUUUGAAACAUUUUUAAAUGCAAAUGCAUUUUGAAAAUAUUCCCUUGAUUUAUUAUUAUAAAUGUACAGGGAUUCUAUUUUGUGUAUAUCUGAAAGCAAAAUAAACGUACAGGGAUUCUACUCUGCAUAACGCUUUCAAUUUGGCUGCAUCUAAAAUGUAUUUUUCUAACUGCACAAACGUUGAAUAACACAGUUUGUCAAAAGAUGCGGAAAACACCAAUAAUCAUUUCACCUGUCUAAAAAUUGGUUAUCUUACUGUGUUAAUUUUUAGGACCUUUUAAAAGUAUUGGUUUUAAUUUGUUUUAUGGAAUUCUUUCUUCUUUGGAAUUAAAUUUAAAUGUUCUUCAA
Molecule: messenger RNA, 2165 nt
Organism: Carcharodon carcharias (great white shark)
Lineage: Eukaryota; Metazoa; Chordata; Chondrichthyes; Lamniformes; Lamnidae
Gene: lamp3
Product: lysosome-associated membrane glycoprotein 3
Exons: 6
Coding region: 178-1476 (432 amino acids)
Cellular component (GO): membrane
Source: RefSeq, a predicted model, not a curated record